UCUUGUUUCUAACUUACAUUACUUUCUACGUCUGUAUCUCUCUCUGUAUCUAUCUGUAUCUAUUCACAACACGACAAGGAGAUUCCGCUUUGAAUUUUGCUCCCCAAAACGCUUUUCCCUUCCCUUCCCAUAUGUUCAUCAUGCUUUGAAUUUCAACAUUCAUUUCUCCGUUCCUUCAAUUUCGCCAUUCAUAUAAUCUCCCGAAUUGGGGAUUUUUUGAUUUUGUGUUCUUCCUGUUCUUUGAUUCGAUUUUACUGAAAUUGGGGAAAUUUCUAGGGUUUUGGUUGUCAAUUGUUCAAUUUCAAUGGAGUUAUCGUGUUCGCCGCCGCUCUCGGUUAAUUCCGCCCUGAAUUCCGGCAUACGACGCCGUUUUAUCGUCCCCGACGCCCACCGCCGGUGCCAUAGAUCGGUUGCGUUUUCCCCAAAUUGGUUCCCCUCCACAACGCCGCCGCCGCCGACCACCGGUUGCUGCACAAGCGCCGCCGCUAGCUCCAGCGCCUCUACGUCGUCGUUUUUCGGGAAUUCGAUUGCUCGGAGUUCGAAUCGGAGGAGUUCCUUCGCCGUUAAGAAAUCGAGGCGGAGCUUCUUCGUGGUUUCUGGAAUCUUCGAGAGAUUCACGGAGAGAGCGAUCAGAGCGGUUAUGUUCUCGCAGAGGGAGGCGAAGGCGUUGGGGAACGACGCCGUGUCGACGCAGCACCUCCUGCUAGGGCUGGUGGCGGAGGAACGCGCCGCCGACGGUUUUUUGGGAUCCGGAGUGACGAUCGAGGCUGCGCGUGAAGCUGUCCGGAGUUUGUGGCCGGAGGUUAUUGGGAGCGGCGGAGAUGGUGGAAUUGUGCAGCAAUCGGAGAGCUCGGCGACGGACGUGCCGUUCUCGUCGAGCACGAAGCGCGUGUUCGAGGCGGCGGUGGAAUAUUCUAGAACCAUGGGGUACAAUUACAUAGCGCCGGAGCAUAUCGCCAUUGGCCUCUUCACCGUCGACGACGGCGGCGCUAAUCGCGUCUUCAAAAGAUUAGGGGUGAAUGUCAAUCACUUGGUGGACGAGGCGGUUUCUCGGCUGCAAGGCGAGCUUGCGAAAGAGGGAAGGGGACCGUCUUCGACAUCAUUCAAAAGGUCUCGAGAAAGCCUCUCUCCCGAGGUUGCUCAUGCUGGAUCUCCCGAGAAGGCGAAAAAUCAAACUGCUCUCCACCUAUUCUGCGUGGAUCUCACUGCACGCGCUAGCAAAGGUUCGAUUGAUCCUGUAAUUGGCCGCGAAACUGAAGUGCAAAGGGUUGUUGAAAUUCUUUGUCGAAGAACGAAAUGUAACCCGAUACUUCUUGGCGAAGCUGGGGUGGGAAAGACGGCGAUUGCGGAGGGCUUGGCUAUAAGUCUCGCCGAGGGAAAUGUUCCCCAUUUUCUUAUGAACAAGCGCAUAUUGUCGUUGGACGUUGGGUUACUGAUAGCAGGCGCGAAGGAGAGGGGCGAGCUGGAAGAUCGUGUGACGACGAUAAUAAAGGAGAUCAAGAAGUCGGGAAACAUAAUCCUCUUCAUCGAUGAAGUCCACACGCUUAUCGGUUCCGGCACAGUCGGGCGCGGGAAUAAGGGGUCCGGUUUGGACAUAGCCAAUCUAUUGAAGCCGGCGCUCGGACGGGGCGAAUUGCAGUGUAUUGCAUCGACGACUAUGGAUGAAUUCCGGUUGCAUUUCGAGAAGGAUAAAGCAUUGGCCCGAAGGUUUCAACCCGUCUUGAUUAAUGAACCGAGCGAGGAAGAUGCAGUUCACAUACUUUUGGGCUUGCGGGAGAAGUACGAAGCUCAUCACAAAUGCGUAUACACUUUGGAGGCAAUAAACGCUGCAGUGCAGCUUUCGGCGAGAUAUAUCCCCGACAGGUACCUUCCGGAUAAAGCUAUCGAUCUUGUAGACGAGGCUGGGAGUCGAGCUUGUAUGGAAGCGUCGAAGAAGAAGAAAGAGCAGCAAAUAUCGGUACUUUCGAAGCCCCCGAGCGACUAUUGGCGAGAAAUUCGAGCUGCGCAGGCCAGGCAUCAGGCGUCGUCGACUACGCAACUUUCUGAGAACGAUGGAAAAUUUGAUUUUGAUCCGACCUCGUUGUCGAACGAUGAGCCAAUGGUGGUCGGGCCGGACGACAUAGCAGCCGUUGCGUCGUUGUGGUCGGGAAUCCCGGUGAAGAAACUCACGGCCGACGAGAGAAUGCUUCUCGUCGGGCUCGACGAACAGCUGAAGAAACGGGUCGUAGGUCAAGACGAGGCGGUCGCUGCCAUUUCACGGGCUGUGAAGAGAUCCCGCGUCGGGCUGAAGGAUCCCGACAGACCGAUCGCCGCAAUGCUCUUCUGCGGCCCGACCGGCGUCGGGAAAACCGAACUCACGAAAGCUCUAGCGGCGAGCUACUUCGGUUCUGAGUCCGCGAUGCUUCGAUUGGACAUGAGCGAGUACAUGGAGCGACACACGGUGAGCAAGCUGAUCGGAUCGCCCCCGGGUUACGUCGGCUACGGCGAAGGAGGCGCUCUUACGGAAGCCAUCAGAAAACGGCCUUUCACCGUCGUGCUGCUCGACGAAAUCGAGAAGGCGCACCCGGACAUUUUCAACAUUCUCUUACAGUUAUUCGAAGACGGCCAUUUAACCGAUUCGCAGGGUCGAAGAGUGUCGUUCAAGAACGCCUUAAUAGUAAUGACCUCCAACAUCGGCUCCGCCGCCAUCGCAAAGGGCCGAGGGAGCUCCUUCGGGUUUUUCACCGACGAGGACGAGUCGACGUCGUCGUACGCCGGAAUGAAAGCUUUGUUGAUGGAAGAGCUCAAAGGUUACUUCCGGCCGGAAUUACUCAACCGGAUCGACGAAGUAGUCGUGUUUCGCCCUCUCGAGAAGCCUCAGAUGCUUGAAAUAUUGAACAUCAUGCUCCGGGAGGUGAAAGAUCGUCUCGCCUCGUUAGGGAUGGGUCUCGAGGUUUCCGAAUCCGUAAUGGACCUCAUAUGCGAGCAAGGUUACGACCGGAGCUACGGCGCCCGUCCUCUCCGGAGGGCGGUUACCCUCAUCGUCGAAGACCCGGUAAGCGAAUCUUUACUUUCCGGCGCGUUCAAACCCGGUGACGUCGCCGUAAUUCAGCUCGACGAAACCGGGAACCCGAUCGUCACCAACGGAUCGACCCCGAAAAUCCAAUUGUCCGAUACAGCCUCCAACUUCUAAGGGCUACAACAUCAAAGAUUGUUAGAAGUUUUCUGUACAGAACACGCUGUAUUUAUAUUGAUUAUUCAUUCGAAGAAUACCUACACUGUAUUUAUAUUGAUUAUUCAUUUGAUCGAACAUUCGAAGAUACCUACGAUAAACAACAGAUUACCUCGGAUUCAAAUUUUAAGUCGAUUAGUAGGAUUGCUUACCA
Molecule: messenger RNA, 3365 nt
Organism: Andrographis paniculata
Lineage: Eukaryota; Viridiplantae; Streptophyta; Magnoliopsida; Lamiales; Acanthaceae
Product: chaperone protein ClpD, chloroplastic
Exons: 12
Coding region: 305-3172 (955 amino acids)
Biological process (GO): cellular response to heat
Cellular component (GO): cytoplasm
Molecular function (GO): ATP binding; ATP hydrolysis activity
Source: RefSeq, a predicted model, not a curated record